AUGCCCGUCGAGCUUCGCAAGCGCAAGGCCCCGCCGCCGCCUCCCGCGCCGGUGAAGAAGCAGGCCACCAAGGCCACCAAGGCCGCCGCCAAGGCCAAGGCUAAAGUCGAGGACGCCGCCUCCAAGGCUGCCGAAACCGCUUCCAAGGCCGCUGAGGUCACCACCGAGACCGCCACCGCCGCUGCCCAGGCGGCUGCCGAGGCCGUUGCCAACGGCGCUGCGAAGGUGGCUACGGCUCUGGCCGGCAACCCCAAGGUCGGCGACCUCAUUGACCUGGACAACUUUGGCGGUGAGGUUGAGACCAACGACGGCACCAAGACCAGCUUGAAGAAGCUCGUUGAGGAGAGCAAGGCUGGUGUGGUGCUGUUUACUUAUCCCAAGGCUUCUACUCCUGGCUGCACGCGACAAGUCUGCCUCUUCCGCGACUCCUACACCGCCCUCUCCUCCGCCACCGGCCUCUCCAUCUACGGCCUAUCCUCUGACUCUCCCAAAGCCAACACCACCUUCAAGGAGAAGCAGAAGCUCCCUUACCCCUUGCUGUGCGACCCCUCGUACGCCUUGAUCGGCGCCAUCGGCCUGAAGAAGGCUCCCAAGGGCACCACCCGCGGCGUCUUUGUCGUGGACAAGUCAGGAAAAGUCCUGGCUGCGGAGCCCGGCGGCCCCGAGGCGACGGUCAAGGUGGUGGAGAGGGUGGUGGCUGAGAUG
This is a messenger RNA of Neurospora tetraspora, 705 nucleotides long. Its product is annotated as thioredoxin-like protein. NCBI's taxonomy places the organism in Eukaryota, Fungi, Ascomycota, Sordariomycetes, Sordariales, Sordariaceae. Gene Ontology annotation, molecular function: thioredoxin peroxidase activity. The transcript is spliced from 2 exons. Gene Ontology annotation, biological process: cell redox homeostasis; cellular response to oxidative stress. The record is from RefSeq and is a predicted model, not a curated record. Gene Ontology annotation, cellular component: cytoplasm. The annotation marks the transcript as partial.